AGUGGGGGGGAGAUGAAAUGGUCCCGGGAACAGGAAGGAGAAAGCUGCAAUUCCGAGCAUAUUUUAAAUUUUGAACAAAACAGAAUAAAUGCCUUUAUUGGCUUGAGGUAUUUGCGUUGUUGUGAUAAUAGUUUCCGUGAAGAGUGCUGUUGGUCAUGGGUAGCGCUAUAGUCCGCAAUUCGGUGGCUGUAAACCUAACCUACUAAACGUGUGUAUUCGGCUGUUGAUUAUCAUGGAAAAUGUGGAGUUUAAUUUAAAGUGCUUAAAAACCUUAGAUUCCAAGCAGGGCGCUGUAAGGGCGGUCAGAUUUAAUGUUGAUGGCUCCUACUGCUUAACAUGUGGUGCAGACAAGAAGCUUAAGCUAUGGAAUCCACAUAAAGCACUUCUACUGAAGACAUACAGUGGACAUGCAGAUGAGGUGCUAGAUGCAUGCAGUUCGUGUGACAACAGUCAGAUUGUAUCAUGUGGACAAGACAAGUCGGUGAUAUUGUGGGAUGUAAGCUCGGGUACACCACUGCGCAGAUUGCGUGGACAUGCUGCACGUAUCACUUCUGUGCGGUAUAAUGAAGAGUCAACAGUAGCUGUGUCAGGCUCACAGGAUAACACAAUCAUGUGCUGGGAUGUGCGCAGUCGAAACGUCAGACCUAUCCAGGUGAUGCGAGAUGCAAAGGAUGGUAUCACAUCUGUUGCGGUAACUGAUCAUGAGAUUGUGACAGGAUCACUGGAUUGCAAGGUGCGACGUUAUGACAUCAGAGCAAACAGAUUAUUCUCCGACUUCAUAGGAGAUGCAGUGACAUAUGUGAGUAUAACACGUGAUGGACAGUGUCUGGUUGUGAGCAGUGCCGACAACAUGGUGCGGCUGCUGGACAAAGCAAGUGGAGACUUGCUGGGAGAAUAUUCUGGACACCACACGGGUGACUUCUGCAUGGAGAGUUGUGUGGACAACCGAGAUCACCACGUUUUAUCUGGCUCUAUAGAUGGAGACAUUUGGUGCUGGGACCUGGUGCAGGGGACAGUCACUGCAAGACUGACACAUGAUAAGGGACACAUUGUGCACUCACUGAGUUCACACCCCUCUCAGCUAUUCCUGGUGUCUGCAUCCCGUGGCAGUGUCAAGUUGUGGGGCAUGCCAGAUGAGGAACUUUAAUUUGUCGUCACUGUAUUCAAAUUCCACAGUACAAAAUGGGAUGUUUUUGUUUUACUCAGGAAACUAAGGCUUUGCUCUUCUUAGUCUAACUGAAGAUAUUUUUCAGGUGUACUUCAUGAAUUGAACAAUGUAAGAUUUAUGGCAGGGUAGGAGUUAACAUAUGCCCAAUUGAUUUUCAUUCAUUUACAGUUAUUAUAUUAACAAUGACUGAUGAACAUCUUCAUGCAUUGUUUGUCUACUGUGUACUAAGAUGAGUUAUCAUCAGAUGGACCCCAAAUAUCUCAAAUAUAUAUGUCACUUCCAAAGGUAGUGAUUAUAUAUUAUCAAAUGUUCAAUUGUUAUGCUUCUUAUUGUUGUGUCAUGUCUUUAAGUAUUGCUGUCUGAUAAUCCCUUUGACAUUAUUUUCUUAGUGAACUAGCCAUUCAGAUAUUGCACCAGUUAGAUGUCUGGGUACCUACUGUGAAAGGAAAAUGUAAAUAUCAUGUGCACUUAGACUAACUAACUAGAUGGCUUACUAUUUACCCUAUAAAUAAGUACACAUAAUAAUAAUAAUUCACAGAUUCUUAUGUUAUAUAACAAUUCUACAUAAAAAUAAAUAACUAAUUAAAUGGCUUACA
Messenger RNA from Zootermopsis nevadensis, 1764 nucleotides. Its product is annotated as WD repeat domain-containing protein 83. NCBI's taxonomy places the organism in Eukaryota, Metazoa, Arthropoda, Insecta, Blattodea, Termopsidae. Gene Ontology annotation, cellular component: catalytic step 2 spliceosome. Gene Ontology annotation, molecular function: protein binding. The record is from RefSeq and is a predicted model, not a curated record. Gene Ontology annotation, biological process: mRNA splicing, via spliceosome.